CUCUCUCUCUCUCUCUCUCUCUCUCUCUAGGGAGUGGGGGGGAGUCAGCGGAACGUGGGGUGUUAAAGCGGGUGUCCACAAUAGUGGACAUGGAAUUUUCUUAAUGAAGGCGCGGCCAGAUUUGAUUAGUUUGUCGUCAAGUACAGUAAACUUGUCGUUUUCUUUCCUACAAUGCCAACAAACACUCUCUCUCUCUUACAUCAUUAGUGGUCAGUUAACGUUUUGUGCUAACUUUGACAGGAUCUCUGCCAGACACCGCAGCUCACCAGUCACCUCCACCACAAGUGUGGACCCCGCUACAGAGACCACCACCACUCAUAAGCUUGAUCUAACAGGUUGGGGGGUGAGACAAGAACGAAGCAACGUCAGCAGUAGCUGGAACAGUAUUAAUCCAGACACCACGCUCGCUACAUCUCUCCAGCCACCACGCCACCACCGACCCCUCGAGUGUACGCAGCCCAGUGUCCGUCUGUGUCUUGUCGUGGGCGUGACGUUCAGCAGCGGCAGGAACAGCAACGGGAAGCUUGAUCUGCGUGGGUUUUCGUGCGGCGGGGUGACGUGCCGCUGCUGUGAGGUUAUCGGACCACACCACAGCACAGCACAGCACAGCACAGAGGAGGAGAGAAUAGGUACCAGAAUCGGCGAAAAGAAUGAGUGGACAAGAUUUCCUAACGUAACGAGGCUGGUGUUUCAAGGCGUUGACGAUCCAAAGGCCUGACUCCACAGCGGUAAUGAGCCUCGUCUACCUUGCACUUAACGGACAAUGCUCACUACCAACACCUCUGCCUCCCCACCGCCACUGCCGCC
Molecule: messenger RNA, 807 nt
Organism: Portunus trituberculatus (swimming crab)
Lineage: Eukaryota; Metazoa; Arthropoda; Malacostraca; Decapoda; Portunidae
Exons: 4
Coding region: 104-718 (204 amino acids)
Source: RefSeq, a predicted model, not a curated record